This is a messenger RNA of Cercopithifilaria johnstoni, 999 nucleotides long. Lineage: Eukaryota; Metazoa; Nematoda; Chromadorea; Rhabditida; Onchocercidae. The record is from the annotation of a GenBank genome assembly.
AUGGAAGCGUCGAGAAUAUUCGCUGGAAUUGAAGGUGGUGCAACGCACUCUCGACUUCUUUUUAUUGAUGAAACCGGUAAGCGAUAUGGUGAGUGGAGUCAGUCUGGCCUGAACUACUGUCUUGAUGGGUUCGAUGUGGUUGCUGACAGAAUAGCAAAAUGGAUUCAAAUGGCCAAAAAAGAAGUUGGUAUCGUUGGUCCCCUUGCAGCUGUGGGAAUGGGUCUUUCGGGAGCUGAAAAUGAAGAAAACAAUCGAACAUUAGUUGAUUUUUUGAAAGAUCAACAUGGCGACAUUGCUUUAGAAUUUUUGCUGUCUUCGGAUGCUGUCGUUGCAGUUGCUGCAUCAUUCCAAAAUGGUGGUGCGGUAAUCGUCGCAGGAACUGGUUCAACUUGUCGAUUAUUAAAGGCCGACAGCAGCGUUCAUGGUGUUGGCGGUUGGGGACAUCAAAUUGGCGACGGUGGUAGCGCGUUUUGGAUUGCAAGGAGGUUAAUGCAAUGUAUAUUUGACGAGGAAGAUGGGCUAUAUCCGUCGCCUCAUCCGAUUUCAAAAAUAAAACGAUUGUUUCUGAAGUUUUUUGGUCUGUGUGACAAAGCGGGUAUUUUGGAGAUUUUGUAUACCAAUUUCGAUAAAUCCAGAAUAGCAUCCUUCACUGCUCACGUAGCGAAAGAAGCAAAUGAUGAUCCACUUGUUCGACAUGUUUUCCGCGAUGCUGGUGAGCAGCUUGGCUUACACGUGCGAGCUAUUUCAAGAAAUUUCAAUGAGGAAAUGCUCGACAAUGCUCCGCUUCUACUAAUUGGUUCCGUAUGGCGAAGUUGGGAAUUGUUAAAAGAUGGUUUUAUAUGCGGACUCAAAAGUAAUGGCAGUCGAAUUAGACAAGUAACACUCUACACCCUUCCGGAAACACCUGCAUUAGGAGGUGCUCUCUUGGUAGCCAAAAAACUUGGUAAAAGAAUAGCCUGCGAGCAGAGAACUGUCGUAUUCGAAAUCCUUAACUUGUGA